Messenger RNA from Glycine soja, 1048 nucleotides. RefSeq names its product mediator of RNA polymerase II transcription subunit 21. Bases 366 to 785 code for a protein of 139 amino acids. Gene Ontology annotation, molecular function: transcription coregulator activity. The record is from RefSeq and is a predicted model, not a curated record. Gene Ontology annotation, cellular component: mediator complex. Lineage: Eukaryota; Viridiplantae; Streptophyta; Magnoliopsida; Fabales; Fabaceae. The transcript has 5 exons. Gene Ontology annotation, biological process: regulation of transcription by RNA polymerase II.
UGACGCUAGCUAGGGUUUCUCUUCCUGCUUUGUAAAUUUCAUCACGAGUCUCUCAUAUUUUUAAAAUGGGACUAUUCUCCCAUCAAUUCGUUUCACGAAAUUCAAAUGUGUAGUAGGAUACCCAGUGGGUUGUUCUUCAAUCAAAUGCAAACUCGCGGCUAGACUCGCUCUAACUCGUGAUUUUAUACAGAGUUAGCCAAUUUUCCAUCAAACACCCAAAAAUGUCCAAAACGCCACCGUUUCGCUAGGGUUUGUUUGUCCCUUUAUUUUAGGUUUUACGCUCUCUCCCUUUGUUUGUCACGCACACCAACGAGCUCAGUUACAUUUCAGCAAGUCAAAAUUUCCUCCAGAAAGUUGCUCGUGUAAUGGAUAUAAUCUCUCAGUUACAAGAACAAGUUAAUUUGAUUGCACAUUUGGCUUUUAAUACAGUUGGGACAUUGCAAAGGGAUGCCCCUCCUAAUCGGCUGUCGCCAAAUUAUCCUGAACCACCUGCGCAUGCUACAGAGGAUGGGUCAAAUUUUUCAGAACAGCCAAAGCUGAUGAGUACUACUUUGGUGAAGGCUGCUAAGCAGUUUGAUGCAUUGGUUGCGGCGCUUCCAAUAUCCGAGUCAGGUGAAGAAGCACAGCUUAAGAGGAUUUCAGAACUACAAGCUGAAAAUGAUGCAAUAGGCCUAGAACUUCAGAAACAGUUGGAAGCUGCAGAGAAGGAAUUGAAUCAGGUUCAGGAGCUGUUUAGGCAAGCAUCAGAUAAUUGUUUGAACUUGAAGAAACCAGAUGACAGUUAGCUAUUUGUGUUCCAGGAAAGCUCAGAUGAAUUUUGCCACAUGUAUCUCAACUUGACAAAAAGCAGGGACAGCUGCAGGAGGAUUUUCCUUUUCUCCUUUUAAGUCUUGAUUACCUGAAAUAGUUGUAUUCUUUCGUAUGUUGUGACUUUUGCCUGACACGUGAUGUUUUGCAGAAAUUGAUCAUCAGUCGAGAUACUGGUAAUUAUCUUUCUUUGCUCCCGAGGGAAAGGCAUAUCGGUGUUUAUAUUAACCAUCUUCCUUCA